Messenger RNA from Saccharomycopsis crataegensis, 4296 nucleotides. RefSeq names its product transcription factor TFIIIC subunit TFC3 (gene TFC3). Gene Ontology annotation, cellular component: transcription factor TFIIIC complex. NCBI's taxonomy places the organism in Eukaryota, Fungi, Ascomycota, Saccharomycetes, Ascoideales, Saccharomycopsidaceae. The transcript is spliced from 3 exons. Bases 1 to 4296 code for a protein of 1431 amino acids. Gene Ontology annotation, biological process: 5S class rRNA transcription by RNA polymerase III; transcription initiation at RNA polymerase III promoter. The record is from RefSeq and is a predicted model, not a curated record. Gene Ontology annotation, molecular function: DNA binding.
AUGAAACCGUUCAAUCCCGCAAACACUGUCGAUCAUAUCCUCGAUAGCAUUGCCUGUGAUGGCAUCCAAGGCUGUGAACUAUCGAAAAUAUGGAAAUUCGCAGAGGAAUUCCUUGAGACCCCACCCAAUGACGUGAUGAAAGCGAUCUUGUGGAGGUUGCUUAUCCUGGAAACCACCAAAGUGGAGUUUUUACAUGAUAAACAACCGAUUGUUUGCGAACCAACCUUGUCGCAAAUGAAUGAGAAAUACCAAAAUGUGAUCAUCAGAUGCACCCAAAACUACCAAUGGUCUGCCUUGACGGGGCUAGAUAUUCGUGAGGCGUCGUUCAUUGGUAAGAAUUUGUUCAAGAUCAUCCUCUGCGUUGCCCAAACCGGUGCCAAAGGAUUACCUUCGUCGCAAGUAUCAAAGGUCACUGGACAAGACCCCCGGUGCUUGACCGCGAGAAUCGAGAAAUUGACAGAGGCCAACAUCAUCCUGAAAGUGUAUAUCCAUUACCUCCAGCCACCACGAUUGGUACAUCGAAAGUUCCGCGAGCAGUUCAAAAACAACUACCAGACCUCGCAGUUGAAAGAACAGAAUUCGUUGGACGCCCAGCCGAGAAUUUAUCGUCAACGAAUCAUUCAAGAGGCCAAGUCAAGUUACAAUCAAAUGAGAAGUAUCAUAGAUUUGAAAAAACAACUAGGAAUUACCCCCAGAGAUUCCAAACGGUUUCACAGAACUAUUAAAUUAUUGGUGCGCAAGAAAUACUUGGCCAAAGUGUUGGCAUCAAGGAAAAACGGGCAAGCGAAAUUCGAGUGCAUUCAAUAUAUCAGGGAUUAUAUUCCUACCAAUGACGAAGAGGAAGAUGAUGACGACGAGGAAAAUGAACUUGCCGAGCAAGAAGAGCAGAAUGACGACGAUGACGAGGAAAACGAAGAAGUAAACGCUGAUGCUGAUGAUGAUAACGAUGCUGAUGCUGAUGCUUCUAGUUUACCGAAUGAUGACACCAUUUCUGAUCUACUAGAAUUCACCAGUAUGGCCAAAACCACCAACAAUGAAGUGGGUUGCUUCAAUACUUUGAUCCCGUUCAUCAACCAGGGUUAUUAUCAAAUAGCGGCUUCACAAGACGGGAUCACAUCUACAGACGUCAUGAAAAAGAUCACCGGGAGUAGAAAAACUAAGAAAAGGAUCAUGAUAUUCCAAGAAUUGAUCAGAGACCCAUUUUCCAAAAUUCCAUUUUGGAGGGAUUUAAAUGUCGAAAAUUUCUAUCUUGAUCAUUAUUUUGCGGUGGGGUACGUGUUUUCUGGGAAAAUCAAAUCGUUGAAAUUCAUGCUAUUCUCCCAGUUCCCCGACGCUACCGUAAAAGUCAUUCCUAGCAAGUAUCAAUUCUUUUCUGAUAAGUUUGGUGAUACCCCGAAAAUCUCCUUGCCAGCAAUGGAUAACUUGGCCUCGGAAAUCUCUUCGGCGUCUUAUAAAAUCUACGAGAAUAUCUCCACCACCCAUAAAUUCUCGUUGGGUUGGAGAGGGGAGAAUUUCACCCUGCCACCGAAUCUGGUAGAGGUCUUGCCAUUUGGCGCAAAGCUGGGAACCACGAUUAAUAGACAAUCGAAAAAACCGGGGACCGCUAGAAGAGGACGCCCACCGAGCAGUGCUGCUGGGGGUCAAGAAUCGAAAUACAUGAAGCGGAAAAGAGAGUUGUUGGCCGAGUCUAAUAAACGGUUGAAAUCGCUUGAUAAACCGUUAGUUAAAAAGCCACGACUUGCAUCGUUAGCAAAGGUUGAUAAUAAGGCGAUAGCUACUGAUUUGCCAUUAGUGACCGAAGAUAAUUCAGAUGAUGUAAAUGAUCAGGUAAACGAAAUUAUUGUCGAUAAGAUCCCUGAUCUUAAAAUUAAGAAUGAAGAGAUUUCUGUGCCGAAUGAACCACCUAUUCUUAUUGAACAUGCUGAUGAUGAUGACAAUAAUUUAGACAUUGAUAUUCUGUUGAAUGAGAUCAUUACCGAUGGUCCUGAUGAUUCAGUUAUUAGCAAACCAUUGUCAAUGGAAGCAAAUGAUGCCAUUGCAGCCGUGGAUGAUGUAUUAACCGACAUGAUUGUCAGAAAUCAAUAUAAUUCGCCAACCAAGAAAUCGCCAACCAAGCCCUUAUCCACUCCCAAACUGGCGUCAGGAAGACGUAAAACACUUAAUUCGUUGACAUUCAUUACCAACGAAAGAACCGGCGACAGGGAGUCGGCUACCGGGUCUCCUAUCAGAAGGUCUCCAGAAAGAUUGCUGCAACCUAGAGGAAUGGCAGUGGUUUCGUUAACCAAGAUGAAAAGACUUAAUUCGAUCAUCGAGGUUUUGGAAGAAAACCAAGGGAUUUUCUAUACAGGAGUCAAGUUUGCCAGGAUGUUGGAGAAAAAAAUGGGUCAGAAUACUAUUGUCGAUAAGAAAACGCUUCUUCGAGACAUUGACGACUUGAAAAAUGGUGGCCGGAUCAAUACUGCAAUCGUUGAGACGUUCUUCUCCGGGAACGAGACGGUGCUUUUUUUUUUAAAGAAUAAAGAACCGACCGCAGAAGAUAUUGAUAGAUUGAGAGAGCUGGCGAAAUACCAAUCCGUCAGUAGGACUGUUCCGGAGGUCAAACAAUCGGUCAGACUUUACAGCAUCAAAGAACAAAUGUCCAAAAGGGCCAAGAGGUUGCAGGAGAAGGCUGCUAAGGCCGCAAAGGAAAAAGAUAACGAAAAAGCCCAAAACAAAAAAUCUAGUAACUCCAAACUGUCUAAAAAGCACGUUGCUACCGAAGAAGCUCAGCAAUUACCCAACGUUGACACAGGUGAAACUAAUGAGGUUGUCGACACGUCUGGGAAAACCACCAAGAAACAAAGAGAGAAAAUGGUCAAGCGAGCUGCCAAUCCAACCAACAACAAACGCCGCUACAAAAAGAAUUCGUACCGACUUAGUAAUGAGGAUAGUAUUGCGAUUUUCCGUACCGUGGUGAUAACCAGGUCUUUGACGAUGGACGGUAUCACGAAUUUCAAGAUGAUUGAAGAAUACCUCGAUAACCCGUACCUCAAACACGCACAGCUUCCAAAGAAAUGGGGCAAUAUCAGAAAAGCUGCUGGUCCAAACACCGUCAAGACCUGUACCAGGAAUUGGACCGCGGUGUUUUUGAAGCUUGUUGAUCUGGGAGAGAUCAGUUUAGCCGAUUUGAAAAACCGGGAUCUUGGAUUUUUCGUGGAUAUUUGGAUAAAGUACCGCAUUGAUGAUUUUGAUGAACAUGGUAUGAUAAGCAACGGAUCAGCAAAAACAGCCGCCGCGCCAGUGGCCAUGGCCAAUCCGUAUUUGGAAGCCGAAGCGGUGGGCAAAGUGAAAUUAUACGAAGACCAUUCCAUGAACCUUGAGCAAUAUAAAUUUAUUGAAGAAGGGGAAAGAAAGUCAUUUGAAGGGUAUUUCUCGCCUAAUAUUGCGUUGAUUCAAAGAGAGAAUAUUUUGUUGCUUAGGUCUUUCACCCUAGAGAAACCACCAAUUAUUAAUGACGCCAAGAAUAGUACGCUUCACCAAUACCUUAAGGCGGUGAUUUUAUCCGACCCUAAAUCGUACUCUUCCAAAGAUUUUGAGGAUUUAACGAUGAAGAAAGGAUUUGAAAGAACUGUUGUGGAAAAGGCCACCAAGGAAUUGGAGGCCAAUAAGGAUUUGAUCUUGGUGUUGGCGUCGAACCAACUGGGAUUCAAGUUAAUUUUCAACGAGAAACUAUUUACUCUGAACAUUAUUUCUUUGGGGGACCAUAUUUGGAACGAUGCAUUUAUCCAUCGUCAAUUAUUGUACAAUGUUAUGGAUACAAAAAAAGCGGUGUUGCUUCCAUCGCUUGUGUCUGAUGGGACGAUGGCCAGUGUCAUUAAUAACUUUGCCCAGGCCAAUAUCAACGUAUUGAGACUUUCUGGGUUUGCAAAAGAUAAGAACACCACGUACGCGUUGAAGGCCAUUGAAGACAGUUUCUUCGAUGUGAGAUUCUUGAUUUCCGUCAAGGAUAAUUCGCUCCAAGAGACCCCGUUCCAGUUUGUGCCGAUCCCCAUUGGUCCCCGGGCUUCGAGAAUUUGGGUGGACAUCCAUGGGAAUAUUAACAAGAGGGUGUUGACAAAGAUUUUAAAAUUUUUGAUUUCGUUAAUUCAAGCCAGGCCGGGGAUUUCCCUGGGGCUGGCAUUCGGUAAAAUGAGCCGGUUGUUGUCGUAUAAUGAGUACCACGAGCUUUGUGAUUGGUUAGUGCAAAAGCAGUGUCUUAAACGAGGGUUGUGCGAAUCUUUGUAUGUCAUGGAUAAUUGGUAUUGUCUAUUAGGAUGA